CCGAGGGGGCGGGGACGGAGCCUGCGCGCACUCGCGCGUGCGUGAGCUGGCGCGCGAGAAAGGGCCCGGUCGCGCCGAGGCUCGAGCGGCCGUCGCCAUUUUGUCGGGUUCUCUCUGACGCGGGAGCCGCCGCCGCCGCCGCCGCCACCCGGAGGCUCUUGUCAGGAUGGUGAAGCUGUUCAUUGGAAACCUGCCCCGGGAGGCCACCGAGCAGGAGAUCCGCUCCCUCUUCGAGCAGUACGGGAAAGUGCUGGAAUGUGACAUCAUUAAGAACUACGGCUUCGUGCACAUCGAGGACAAGACGGCGGCCGAGGAUGCCAUCCGCAACCUGCACCACUACAAGCUGCACGGGGUCAACAUCAACGUGGAGGCCAGCAAGAACAAGAGCAAAGCUUCAACCAAGCUGCACGUGGGCAACAUCAGCCCCACUUGUACCAACCAAGAGCUUCGCGCCAAGUUUGAGGAGUACGGGCCGGUCAUUGAGUGCGACAUCGUGAAAGAUUAUGCCUUCGUGCACAUGGAGCGCGCGGAGGAUGCCGUGGAGGCCAUCAGGGGCCUCGACAACACAGAGUUUCAAGGCAAAAGAAUGCACGUGCAGUUGUCCACCAGCCGGCUUCGGACUGCGCCCGGGAUGGGAGACCAGAGCGGCUGCUACCGGUGCGGGAAGGAGGGGCACUGGUCCAAAGAGUGUCCGGUAGAUCGUUCGGGCCGCGUGGCAGACUUUACCGAGCAGUAUAACGAACAGUACGGAGCAGUGCGCACGCCUUACACCAUGGGCUACGGCGAGUCCAUGUACUACAACGACGCGUACGGAGCGCUCGACUACUACAAGCGGUACCGGGUUCGCUCGUAUGAGGCAGUGGCGGCGGCGGCGGCCGCUUCUGCCUACAACUACGCAGAGCAGUCCAUGUCCCACCUGCCUCAAGUCCAGAACACAGCUGUGACCAGUCACCUCAACUCCUCCUCCGUGGAUCCCUACGACAGACACCUGUUGCCGAACUCUGGUGCCGCAGCCACUUCAGCUGCUAUGGCUGCGGCCGCCGCCACCACCUCCUAUUAUGGAAGGGACAGGAGCCCCCUGCGUCGCACUGCAGCUGUGCUCCCCACAGUUGGCGAGGGCUACGGUUAUGGGCCAGAGAGUGAGCUGUCUCAGGCGUCGGCAGCGGCGCGGAAUUCCCUGUACGACAUGGCCCGGUAUGAACGGGAGCAGUAUGUGGACCGAGCACGGUACUCAGCCUUUUAAAAACUGGAGGACGGGACCAGGGCCUUGUACUCGGAGCCAAGCUGCUCUCCAGGCACUGUGUAAGCCUCUUGUGUUGUGCUCUCUUUCAGGUAGGAUAAUUGCGGACUGAACCCUCGGGCUGCGGUCAUAUAUGAGAACUUGCUCCGCGCGGUCCCCUUUGCCGGGAUGUUUCCAUUGCUUCAUGUUUCAGUAAACAAAGGAGUUUGUGACCAACUAUGUUUUCUUUCUUAAUUUAAUUCUUCUAAGGUGACUUUUCUUUCUUCCUGUUACUAGUCCUGUAGCCUUUCAGUCUGUUCCUCCUAGUCUCGGCCUCUGAGCAGCCCUAGGUAAGGAUUAUGCUGGUACCCCUUUUCCUGUACAGUGGAGCCCCUCUGAUCUGCUUUCCUUAGGAGUUGACCCCUUCUCCCUGCAACACCUCUUUUCCCGUUAAAAUGACCAUGUAGUGGCAAACAGCCCUCUCUGUUAGCUCUGGCCUCACAUUGCAGCUAAUCUUCUGAAACUGCUAGGACCAUUGGGGUUUGGGUGGGGGGGGUUGUUGUUCUUUUGUUUGUUUGUUUUGUUUUUUAUGUCUGACCUGUGAUCGUGAAUACGGCAUUAGCUGAAAUUUAGCCUUGUUUUAUUCCCCUCCUCCCACUUUUUUUUUUUUUUUAAUAUUUUGACAAAUAAACGUUUAACACUUUCUG
Messenger RNA from Sorex araneus (European shrew), 1926 nucleotides. RefSeq names its product RNA binding motif protein 4B (gene RBM4B). Gene Ontology annotation, cellular component: nuclear speck. The transcript is spliced from 4 exons. Gene Ontology annotation, molecular function: zinc ion binding; mRNA binding. Gene Ontology annotation, biological process: mRNA splicing, via spliceosome. The record is from RefSeq and is a predicted model, not a curated record. Bases 167 to 1243 code for a protein of 358 amino acids. Lineage: Eukaryota; Metazoa; Chordata; Mammalia; Eulipotyphla; Soricidae.